AUGAGUAAUCCUCUCCGUUCCAGCUCCUUGGAUGCGCAGACCACCGAGCCGCCGGCCGAUGGUUUGGACGAGCCUCCUCCUCCUCCCUCCCGUGGGAGGACCCAUUUCAACAACGGGCCUUCACCAGCUGCUGGACGAAGAGGUGGACAAUUGAUUAUCAGUCGCCGGCAUUCUAAACAGCUUUCGGCGCAGCGCCGCAGCCAAAUUAAUCAGCACCAACAAGGCCACUCUGGCGACAGUGGUAGCACCGUUUAUGAGGAGUUGUCGCAUGAUCAUCAUCCACAAUCCCGCUGGCAGCAGCAACAACAACAACAACAACAACGACGACAUCACCCCCAAGAGAGUCAGCCCAGCGGUCGGCAAGAAGCGACAACUGUAAUCUUUUAUGAUACCCAGCCGUACAUCCAGCCCCAGCAUCAAAACCACUCCCACCCAAACCCACCACAGCAACAACUACAACACCACUUUUCAUAUACAUCGCCCCCUGAGUCCCAUCAGUCAGCGUCGCUCACCUCCUCGACCUCGGACUCAUCUUCCUUCCUCCGCCAUCCCCACGACCCUAGACUGCUCCAGGCCCAGUACCAGGCAACUGCAAGCAGCUUCGACCUGCCCCCAGACCCCAACUUCACCCCUAACGCCAGCGAUCUAGUCCCGAUCCAGCUCCAGGGCUCAGUGACUGCACACACACACAUCCCUCAGCCCCAGCCGCCGCCCUUUGUUGGUUUCCCAGCGCCGGGCCCUGCAGGACCCGCCGCCGCUCCGUUCAUCCACGCCGGCGACGACAGCGACUUCUUCCAUCCUCAGCCUCAGCCUCAUCCCCAUCAUCAUCAUCACCACCACCACCACCACCACCACCACCAAAACGGCGUUCUCCAGUUCCCAGGCGGCUACCCGAUAUCAUUCAUGCAGAACCCGGAAUUGUCGAUACUCAAUGCCGAGUCCUUCGACGAUGGCGUGCGGGGUUUCCACGCACCGCGGAGUUUGCCCCCGGCUGAGAGGGCGAGGGUAGCCGGAGAGGACUCCGGCAAGUCAAGGAAGCGGACCAAGACGCAGGCUGUCGACACCUGCGAGCAGGAGGAGGAGGAGGAGAAGAAGCGGUCGCGAGGUAGACCGAGACUUGAUACCAAUGACGAAACAGCAAAGGAUCGCCGUCGCACCCAGAUCCGCCUGGCCCAAAGGGCUUAUCGGAAUCGCAAGGAGACGGCAAUCCAGACUCUGGAAAAGAAGGUAGACCAGCUCAGGAGCAACAAUGAGGAGAUGAGCAAGGCCUUCAUGAAGCUGUACGACUUCGCCGUCGGCAAGGGCAUGCUGGACACCGCACCUGAGUUUGGCAAGCAACUCCAGGCAACGACUGAAAAGUUCUACUCGUUGGCACGGAGAACCAGCGAAGACGGCGGGAAAGAUGUCGACAUGGCUACCGCUCCAGGCCAUGAGUCCGAAGGACACAGGUCAAGCCCGAACAGCAACCCCGACAAGCCCAGCGAAAAGUCGCCUUCGCCAGACAGGGCCCAGCCAGAGACCCAGCCCGACCAGGUCCUCUACGGGGGAUACAUGGUCGACCACACCUCCUCGGCCCACCACCAUCCUCAUCAUCAAUCUCACGCCCUAACCGCCAUCCACACAACCUCCUGGGCGCACAACAGCCAAGUUCUCGAAGCCCGCACCGUCGCCUCCCAGGCACCGCUGGGCUACGAGAUCGUGACGGAGCCGACGCCGGACAAUGCAAGCUUCCCAUUCGGUAUGUCCCUCGAGGGUAACGGCCUGGACACGGCGGGCCUCCUGGACUCGUCGGGCCAGCCCCUCUCCUUCUCCGAGUCUCCUUACUCUCUCCUCUCGGCGCCGAGCUCGUACGCAUACCAGGAGCGGACGUUCGGGCGGCGGCUGCAGCGGUCGACGCUGGAGCGCGCGUACGUCCUCCUGCGCAUGCCCAACCCGCCGCCGCACCGCGUCGCCUCCGUCUUCGGCUUCUGCAUGCUGUUCGAGCCCCGCGAGAAGAUCGUCGAGAGGCUGGCUAACCGGCUCAGUGUGAACCAGCGCGAGACGCUCUUCAACUGGCGGUUCCCGUUCCUGCACCUCGGCGGCGGCGGGACCUUCUUUGACGAGAUGCGCAAUGAGAUGGACGCGAGCGACUUGCCGAGGCACGACAAGUCGUCGCGCACGACGCAGACGCAGGUCGGGAACCAGGGGUCGCUGGAGCCUGAGAGGCAAAAGAUUGACUCGAUGUACGGCAUCGGCCCGUGGAACGCGCAGACGGAGGAGAUCCGCGACGCCAGGGUCGACCAUAAGCUGCGCAUGUCUGUGCCGGGGUUCGACGGCGACUUUUACGAUGCAGACGAGGUCGAGUGGUCGUUGCGGCAGAGGGGCGUGGUCAUUCCACCGGCGGCUGAUUUCGUCACGGCCGAGAUCAACCCUGCCGACUUUACGGAUGAGGCCAUCGCAGAGAGGAGCUUCAACCCGCUUGUUGACAACUACAUCGCAACGACGAUGGCUGAGAGUAACUUCAACAUGGCGGCCCCCUUUGGCGAUAAUCCGCUGUCGCAAUCGACGGGCCAGCCCGUGAAUCUCGAGGCAACCGGCACGCCGUCGCUGGACUUCGUGGGCACGACCGCCCAGGGGGUCCCGUCGACAAUGUCGAUGGAAGAUCCGAUGAGUCUGGACCCGACAUUUGGCGGGGAUCUAUUUGGUCUAGGUGCUUCUACACCCAGCCCGGUGCCGUCGCCGGCGUCAACCCGGCGGACGGUCACGAUCAACGUGGGGAUGCUUAACUCGGCUCUCGAUCUGUCUGCUUGGGCAGGUCACCCGGGAUCCGGCCGAAAGACGUAA
This is a messenger RNA of Colletotrichum aenigma, 2823 nucleotides long. RefSeq lists its product as uncharacterized. Bases 1 to 2823 code for a protein of 940 amino acids. The transcript has 3 exons. Gene Ontology annotation, biological process: regulation of DNA-templated transcription. Gene Ontology annotation, molecular function: DNA-binding transcription factor activity. The record is from RefSeq and is a predicted model, not a curated record. NCBI's taxonomy places the organism in Eukaryota, Fungi, Ascomycota, Sordariomycetes, Glomerellales, Glomerellaceae.